AGCAGAAUCGCUCGCUGUAGAACUCCAGGCGGCCCCUGACAAUGGGCACGCAAGAGAGUUUUUAGGAGUGGAGAAGACAAAGGAGGAGGAAUCAUGAACGCCACGGGGCGGGGAGGUCCGACGGCGGGCUACGGCAACCGCAGCGAGGACCGGCGGACUCCCGAGCGAGAGUCCUCGGAGGGAUGCUACGAGCAGCUGCUGAUCUCCACCGAGGUCUUCCUGACCCUUGGCAUCAUCAGCCUGCUGGAGAACGUCCUGGUGGUGGUGGCCAUCGUCAAGAACAAGAACCUGCACUCGCCCAUGUACUUCUUCAUCUGCAGCCUGGCCGUGGCCGACAUGCUGGUGAGCGUCUCCAACGCCUCCGAGACGGUGGUCAUCGCCCUGAUCAACGGCGGCACGCUGCGCAUCCCGGUGCGGCUCAUCAAGAACCUGGACAACGUCUUUGACUCCAUGAUCUGCAGCUCGCUGCUGGCGUCCAUCUGCAGCCUGCUGGCCAUCGCCAUUGACCGCUACAUCACCAUCUUCUACGCGCUACGCUACCACAACAUGGUCACGUUGAGGAGGGCUGCCAUGGUCAUCGCCGGCAUCUGGACCUGCUGCAUCGCGUCGGGCGUGCUCUUCAUCGUCUACUCAGAGAGCACGGGCGUGCUGGUCUGCCUGAUCGGCAUGUUCUUCACCAUGCUGGUGCUGAUGGCCUCUUUGUACGUGCACAUGUUCCUGCUGGCGCGCCUGCACAUGAAGCGCAUCGCCGCGCUGCCGGGGCGCCCGCCGCUGAGGCAGCGCGCCAACAUGAAGGGCGCCGUCACGCUCACCAUCCUGCUGGGCGUCUUUGUGGUGUGCUGGGCGCCCUUCUUCCUGCACCUCAUCCUCAUGAUCAGCUGCCCGCGCAACCCCUACUGCACCUGCUUCAUGUCGCACUUCAACAUGUACCUCAUCCUCAUCAUGUGCAACUCGGUCAUCGACCCCAUCAUCUACGCCUUCAGGAGCCAGGAGAUGAGGAAAACCUUCAAGGAGAUCUUCUGCUGCUCGCACGGCCUCGCCUGCCUCUGAACUUUGAGCCGUGGGCGCCUUUCACCGAGACUGACGUGCGUUCAUCAUGAAGUUUGAAAUGAAGUCCAUCAACGCCAUCAUCAAUGCCUUCAGGAGAUGAGAGAGAGAUCUUCAAGGAGAUUUUCCACAUGCUUGUGCCUGUCAACUUGGACUGCACCAAGGUCGAUUUCUCCAAGGGAACCAGCCGCCUUCCUUCAAAGUCGGGGACGACUGUUGACUCCCAAAUCUUAAUCCUAAAUCUUAUAAAGUGAAGAUCACAGAGAUAUGCUGAUAUAUUUUGCACAAGACGGCCUUAAAUGUCAUCAACCCCCACUGCCGAGACACCUGCAAAUGUGUGUCUUCUACUUUCUUCUAAAUUCACAUUCAUCCAAGAAAACAUUGGUAAGGAGACUCUAUCUCCUUUCCGAACAUCCUCCCUCCCAAAAGAAGAGCCGUGAAGAUCUAAAAGCUCCACUCCGACUCGUGCUUGAUUUACUGCGUCGCAAUACUUUUGUCCAGAUUACAGUUUCACCCUUCAGUUUUUUUUUGCCCCCCAAGCCCUGAGUGAGUGUGCGGGAAGAAACAGGACAGAGGGGAUGUCGAGUCAUCUGAUGGCAGAAAAAAAAAAAAAAAAAGGGCUGAUUGCACGUGACCGCCAAAAUCGGCGCAACAUCUAAACACAAACAUACAUUCACCACAAAGACUUGAAGUGUCCCUGGCGUUGCCAUCCCCCGCCGCCCCCCGCUUUUGCUGCAGCUCCAAAAAAAGACAGGAACAUGCUCUCGGGCAAUCAUGAGACCAGAGAGCGCACAACUGAGAGAUUGUUGCACUUAUGUAAAGUUUUUGUCAAGCGCCCGACUGAGCCUGAUGAAGUCAACAUCAAAAAAACAAUGGGGUCACAAACAUUUGGGGUUCAGGAACCCCGUACAAGGAAUACAUUUUUCCAAGGUCCCUCUCAUAAUCAAAACGUCAAUUAAACACGUGAAAUAAGAAUUUAAAAUGACUGCCUUGGUUUGAAAAAAAAAAAAAAGUUCUCAUGCUACCAUGACAAAUUCACCUAUUUUUCUUUUGGGGGGGGGAGCGGUUGCAACAUUUUGAAAAUAAAGUUGUAUUUUUCCGAGAUUAAAUCACAGCUGUUUAACAAGAGAAAGUCACAUAUGAAUUUUAAAAAUACAUUAUUCUGUAACUAUUACGUCUUUUAUUAAGAAAAACACGCCUUUACUCUGUAAAAAAAAAAAAAAAGACGAGUCUCAGAUGAAUAUGCUUUUUGUUUUUCAAAUAAAUAAAUAAAAUAAUAAACACCUUGCAAUUUAAAAAAUAUAAUUAUACACCUUAAAAAUAAUGUCACAUUCAUGCGAUUGUAUACAUUUGAAUGAUAUCCGAGCUUUAAGAGCCUCUCCCAACAAUUGCGAGCGUUUUUCGAAGCCAGUAAAUGUUCUCCUGAUAAACUCUGACGAGAUCGCACCAUCCGUUGCCUUCCAAAACGCUCGCAAUCAGUGGUGGGGGGGCUUGAGUGUGUACAUGAUCUACUUGCGCACACCCGCAGUGUCAGUGUUGAAGCGGACUUGAGUGACAUCGUUCUAACUGUGAAGAAGUGUAAUUGUGUUGAUUAUGUCGUGUCACGUUCAUGUGGUGUUAAACUAGUUUGUCAAGCUGAAUGGUCGCUAUGGUAACAGUCCGCAUCGCAUAAAUGUCAAUCGCAUCUGUAAAUACCAGGAUGUCAAAACUUUCUCGGGAUUGAUGUGGCAAACAGAGAAACUGAAAAGACCAGACUUGAGAUUUUUCCCGCAAACAUAUUUGAGUACAUCAGAGACUUGGACUCGUUGGUCAUUACGUAAGAUUCCCUGACCUCAGACUUGGGACUUGAUGGAAGAUUGGACACAACGAGUUUUGGAUUUGCCGAAGACUUGGAAAUAGUUCGUGACUAACACGGGAAUUGCGGAUUUUCUUGAAAUUUGGGAAUUGUUGGAGACUUUUUGGCAUGUUACAAGUUGCUUUUAGUAUCUUGGCCUUUAACCCGCUCUGUCAUGUCCAAACGUGUUGUCAAAUUGUAUUUGGUGUUUUCUUGCUAAGUGUUCCUGAACGUGAGCCGCUGCUGGAAACUUUAAUACAGCAUCGCCUGUGUCUCG
This is a messenger RNA of Syngnathus acus (greater pipefish), 3158 nucleotides long. It is a transcript of the gene mc4r, whose product is annotated as melanocortin 4 receptor. The record is from RefSeq and is a predicted model, not a curated record. Gene Ontology annotation, molecular function: melanocyte-stimulating hormone receptor activity. Gene Ontology annotation, biological process: G protein-coupled receptor signaling pathway. Bases 94 to 1050 code for a protein of 318 amino acids. The transcript has a single exon. Lineage: Eukaryota; Metazoa; Chordata; Actinopteri; Syngnathiformes; Syngnathidae. Gene Ontology annotation, cellular component: membrane.